Molecule: messenger RNA, 906 nt
Organism: Cooperia oncophora
Lineage: Eukaryota; Metazoa; Nematoda; Chromadorea; Rhabditida; Trichostrongylidae
Source: the annotation of a GenBank genome assembly
AUGGUGGAAACGCCCACAAGUGUUCAAGCAACGAGUUCCAAGGAAGGCCACAGCGAAUGGAAUCAGGAGAAAAAGAAUGACAAAGGAAUUAGCUCUGAAAGCAUAAAAGAAGAUAAAAACGAUGAAUCACUGAUACAAAAUCCUAGCACUAGCACAGAAAACAACGAAACAACGGCUCAACCGAAGACAAGUGCUGAAAUACCGGUGAGGACGGUGCAGCUCAAAGAGUUCGAUAACAAAGAGGAAAUCAUGAGCCGAGAGGCCAUUCUUGAAGCCGAAGAGAAGCGGAAGGAGGACAGUACUCUAGAGAAGAAAAGUGACGAAGAAGGUACGAACGAAGAAGACGAGGAAAAGGUAAAGACUGAGCCCAUCAAGUCAAAACAAGGAAGUGGAUCCAGCGAAGGCGGCAAGGAUGAUGAAACGAGCACGACGAGCAGUGCAACAACGCAGUCAACUGGGAACAGCUCAAAUGAGAAAAAGUCAAUGGACGACGACGAGCAUGAUUCAGAUGAAGAUAAAUCAUCGAAAUCUCGUGAAGAAAAAGUUGGUUUAACUACGUAUUCAAAAGAAGUUCCCGAUGACCGUGCACCUGAAGUUGGCACAGAAAAAACGCCGGCUGCAAAGAGAGCUGAACGAAGACGAUUAGCAAAAGAAAAAGAGGCUCAGCAGAAGAAGGACAAAGGAGGAAAGACCACGAGCCAGCAGAAGAAGGACAAAGGAGGAAAGACCACGAGCAAAUCCUCUAGCGAAGAAGACAGCCGUGACAAAACGAACCCUCUAGGGUUGCCCACUCUUCCACCACUUCCACCACCUCCAACGUUGGCGCCCAGUCUCCAAAAAGUGCUUGAUAACAUUGGAGAGCAAUGGAGGAAACUCUUCCCACCGCCCAAAGUGUUUAGACUCUAA